Penicillium olsonii is the source of this 2094-nucleotide messenger RNA. The record is from the annotation of a GenBank genome assembly. Lineage: Eukaryota; Fungi; Ascomycota; Eurotiomycetes; Eurotiales; Aspergillaceae.
AUGCUCGAAACUGCCCAGGCUCCCUUGGAUAACAAGUGCACCCCACUCAAUGUCCCCGGGUUUCAUGAACUUCCUGUCAAUGUGUUACUCGCUCACGAUGUAUUUGCCAGAGAAGUAGAUGCGUGGAGGGCUAGCGUCUUAACUGCGAAGGAACUGGCCAUGCUAAGGUUAAUCAACGCCAUCACUGAUCGGCCAGAUUGGCACCGCCGUAUCUUUGACCAGCGUGCUGUCACUCAAUGGCGAGAGGAAGCUGCUGCAUCCUCGUCGCUGAUCAAUGACAAAACGUGGGACUGGUGCUUGAAAGAACUGCAGGACAAGGCUCGGGACUUUGAUCGUGACGGUUACACCACCGUCUUCAACACGUUCAGUGGUGUCUGCAAGUCCGACACUGGAAUUUCGUCCGAUCUGAAAUCACAACUCGAGAGUUCUGCCGUCCUGCUUUCUCCGCAAGCUGCGCGAGGGAAGUCGCAUCCAGCUGUGGUCAACAUCGUCGACCCUUCUCUCUUUCCUCUCGUCUAUGGAAGAACAAAAGUCAUACUUAGUGGGCAAUCGUGCGGAAUGGAUGAAAAGUCCUGGCUGUCACGCAUUGAGGAGGGCCCAGUGGUUUCGCAAAUUCCGCAGCUUAAUAUAGCUGCCCUGAGAUUUCCAAGAAACCAAUCCGGAGACAUGUGGUCCGUGAAGUUUCAGUGGCUGCCAUGCGAAGUUGAAUUCACUGGUCCGUCCGGUUCCACUGAUGUUCACAUUUCCUCUUACAUCAACAAUGUUCAUCCGAAAAACAAGGAGAUAUACUCCGCAGUCGAGGCCAUGAUAUCCGUCAGCAUCAAACAGUGGAAUCAGGUGCUGGUUCGUAGCCGAAUAAAAAGGGAGGGCAGUACCAACCACUCACCCUACCCGCGAGAACCUGUACGGCUACGCACCUACGGAGUCGAGUGGAAAGACAAUUUUCCUGAUUGGGCGAAGAAGCUACCCAAAAAGGAAGAUGAGAGCAAACUCUCCGUGGAAGAAUACGAAUCUAUGUGUGCCCAGGUGGAAGCCUACCUUCAGGAGCCUGAUUCGGAGGAUGAAGUAGGCUGGCCUUGGAUGAACACCAAACCCAUUGCGGAUGAUUGGAAAUCCCACUGGGGUCUCCUUCAAACAGCUCUGUAUAAAUAUGCCCGUACUUUUGUUUUUGAGCACUCUGACCCCGGAACGGCAUACUCCUAUGCGGACUGGAAAGCUGGCAGGACCCAAGAAGCGAUCGUUGGCCCGCCGCACAGCGACGCUAUUUGCGCCCCCGAACCCGAACGGUGGAAUUUUAUCGCAGCAAACCCUUGGCUGAUCCACCUUGACUGGAUGUAUAUGCCAAAGGAAGAGGGAGACACUGAUCAUGACUUCUACGAAGUUGCAUUGGAGCAUGAGUUUCGGCAACAGGGUCUCCAGGUAGUCGUCCGGAUUCAUGACAUUCAGCUUGACCCUGAGACUCCAUACUUCGCCGGCGAGGAGUGGCACAUUGAAGGAAAUGGAAACGAGCAUAUAGUCGCGAACUCUAUCUACGCGCUGGAUUCAGAAAAUAUAUCUGAGCCGCAGAUCAGCUUCCAGCAACGGGUCUGGCAAGGUGGUCCUUGGGUCUACGACCGAAUUGGCGCUUGGGAUACCGAGGACGAGGAGGAAGACGAUGGUAAUGGUGCGGCAAUGACUAAGCACUCUCACUGGGACAUCAAGUACAUUGGGAUGCUUCUUGGAUACGAAAACAUUCGGGACAGUAAACAACUGCAAGAGCUCGGGGAUGUGAAGAUGCCUUCGGGCCGCCUGAUCUCCUUCCCCAACGCUUUCCAGCACAGAAUGGGCCCGUUGCAGCUGGAGGACAAGACCAAGCCCGGCUACUGCCGCUUUCUCACUUUGUCUCUUGUUGACCCGAACUUCCGGAUUUGCUCGACCCGCAAUGUUCUGCCCCAGCAAGGGGGUUGGAUGAAAGAGGAUGACCCUAAUUCCGUUUCACAAAUGGAUACAGUUGAGGCCCUGGAGCUGAGAGAUGAGCUGGCCCGUGAACAUGCCAAAAAGGAUAAUGCUAUCCUUAAAUGGACUCGUGAAUUUACUUUUCCUGGAUUUGGGUGA